Messenger RNA from Misgurnus anguillicaudatus (oriental weatherfish), 1812 nucleotides. RefSeq names its product prolyl-tRNA synthetase 2, mitochondrial (gene pars2). Lineage: Eukaryota; Metazoa; Chordata; Actinopteri; Cypriniformes; Cobitidae. Gene Ontology annotation, cellular component: mitochondrion; cytoplasm. Gene Ontology annotation, biological process: prolyl-tRNA aminoacylation. Gene Ontology annotation, molecular function: ATP binding; proline-tRNA ligase activity. The record is from RefSeq and is a predicted model, not a curated record.
ACUAGAACUAGUAGCCCCGGUUUAUCAGAAGAAGAGCAUUGUCAUUCAAGGAAGUUUGACAUGUGUGCGUGCAAAAUAUCAGCAAUGUCACAAAAAUGAUCUCUGUUUUGUCUGAGAACAUUUUAGAAUAAAGACGGUUGUAAAAAAAAGAAAUCACGAGUAACAUAAUCAAAAUUGUCAAACAUGGACAUAUUGAUUCACAAACUUCCAACCCUGCUGUCCAGGACUUUUUUCAGAGCAUUAAAAAGAAGCCACACAUGUGCCACCCACACUUCUCCCCCCGUCUGUGCUUCAUCCAAACCAGUAAUCCCAAUACCACUUGUGUCUCGUCUCUUCCAGCCUUCCAACCUCCGGGAAGGUCAGGAGGGAGGAGACUUGACAUGCCGCAGCCAGAGACUGAUGCUGCAGACAGGACUGGUCCAUCCAUCCAAUCCUGGUUGCUUCUACUACCUACCAGUAGCCCUGAGAUCCAUGGAGAAGCUGGUCCGCCUCAUUGAUGAGGAGAUGCAUGCGAUCGGUGGGCAGAAAAUUGACAUGCCAGCAUUGUGCAGUGCAGAACUUUGGAAGACGAGUGGACGCUGGGAGCUCAUGGGAAAAGAGAUGUUUAGGUUGCAGGAUCGGCACAAUGCGGAAUACUGUCUUGGGCCGACUCAUGAAGAAGCAGUUACGGAGCUUUUUGCUUCGCAGAGCUCAGUAUCCUAUAAAAAGCUCCCACUUCUGCUGUACCAGGUAACACGUAAAUUCCGUGACGAACAGAAGCCAAAGUUUGGGCUUUUACGGGGACGGGAAUUUUACAUGAAAGACAUGUAUUCAUUUGACAUAAGUGAGGAGGCAGCCCUUGAAACGUACCAGUCUGUGUGUCGAGCCUACGGGCGCCUGCUUGACCGAUUGGGCUUGAAGUGGGUGCAGGUUCAGGCUGCCACCGGCAACAUAGGGGGCACACUAUCCCACGAAUUUCAGCUACCAGCAGACAUCGGUGAAGACCGAUUGGUUGUCUGUAAAAACUGCGGCUUUUCUGCCAACGUUGAAACUGUUGAACCAGGACAGACUGAAUGCUCACAGUGCGAAACUGGCACAUUGACUGAAACCAGAGGCAUUGAAGUGGGGCACACUUUUUACCUUGGCACAAAAUAUUCACAAGUGUUUAAGGCCUCGUUUGUUAAUGCAUUAAAUGAGCCUCUGGUGGCAGAAAUGGGCUGUUUUGGACUGGGCGUCACUCGAAUCCUUGCCGCCUCUGUAGAGGUACUGUCAUCAGAGGAGGCUAUACGCUGGCCUGGGUUAAUUGCUCCUUAUCAAGUGUGUGUCGUUUCACCCAAAAAGGGAAGCAAGGCACAUGAAGCCACAAAAAUGGCUGAGGAUCUGGCUCAAAGCUUGAGCCACAGUCUAGCCAAUCUAAGAGGGGAGGUGGUCCUGGAUGACAGGAAUCAGAUGACCAUUGGUAAAAGACUAAAGGAUGCUAGGAUUCUGGGGUAUCCGUAUGUGGUGGUGGUAGGGCAGAAAGCUUUGGAGGAUCUUCCCAUGUUUGAAGUCAUUUGUCAACAAAGCGGAGAAACCAUGUUUCUUAGUAAAGAUGGGCUGGUGGAACUUUUGAGCGGAGUUGAAACCAUCUAGUUUCUCUAAAAUUUAUUUAGGCUGUGUUCAAGUGAAAAAUAUAAUACUUACUUUGUUCACAAGUUGACUGUUAGUUGUUAAUAUAAGCUUGUGGUAUAUGCAUAGAUGUAUGUCUUAUGGUAUAGAAUGGUUGCUGAAGUGUUAGUCCUGCUGAUAUAACUAAGAAUAAAUACUAUAUGUGGGUGAUUCUCACGAAAACUU